CUUCGCUUGAAUCCAACUUUUAAAACGUAGAGUAUUACAGUGGGCAUAGAUUAAUAUUAGUGGGUGGUGUAGGUUUUCGAUAAAUAAAAAAUGUUAGAAACACAAGUCAGCUUUCUUGUAAAGGCAGUUUCCACUUUAGCACAAGCCGAAUGUAAUCCUACACAAAAGACGCUUAAAAGUUUUUACUUGAUGCGUUGCAGGGAACUGACGAAAGGUUUUGGUCUCCCAGAGAAAUAUUUCUCGUCGAAAGUUAGAUGUCCGCGGUGCUUUGUUGAUUGGGAAAAGGGAACAGAGGUUAAAAUUCAACAAAUCAAAUUGAGUAAAAAGCAAAGAAGGCGGAUAAGACAAUACAAGACUAAUAAGAGUAAUAAUAAUUAUGUUGAAGAAAGAAGACAAUUAUUGUUUAGUAACAAAAUUGAACAAAUGUGUAAAUUUUGCAAAAACUCUUCAAUUAUAAUUUCACCGAAACCAGCCAAGCAGGAGGCCAGUAAAGUUGUUUUCAGUAGUGAAAAUAGACAAAAUAAAGCUCUUUCUGUCGAAGGAAAUGAGGUAACAAAAAUAAAUAAUAAAAAAAAUGGAAAAAAGAAUAACAAUGUUUGUACAAUUCCUAAAAAAAUACAGAGCUCCACAGAAAGUCCUGAAGUAAAUGUAUACUCAAAAUCAAAGGAUGCCUUUUCUUUAUCAAAUAAAAAUAAUACAUUAAAAGGUGUAGUGAAACCAGAGAAGAAUGUUAAAAAUAAUAAGAAGAAAAAGGACAAGUUUGCAGGUUUGUGCCAACAGGCUGUUUUAGCAUCUGCUAAAUUGAAAGAAGAAAAAUUAAAGCAAAAUAAAUUAAAUUUAUUUUUAAAACCCUCAUCAUAAUAUAAUUAGUAAAUGAAAUAAAUGUUACACAACUUUUAUAUAGUAGAUUUUUUUAUUAUUAGUAUUAUAUGUAUAUCCAUCACAUUAGUAUUAGUAUGACCUGUUAUCACAUGCAUAAGACCUUUUUUAAAUAUUUUGUAGAAAUUAUAUGUAUCAUUGUUGUUAAUAUAUUCAUUUAUAAUAAUAUUUUCUUUCAUAGCAUCUGAAACUAACUCAAUGUAUCCUAUCGCUCCGGCUGCAUCUGUGGGUCCAUCGAUACCAUCAGUGCCAGCACUCAGUAAAUAUACUUCAAAGUCCUUAAAAUUAUCUUUAAUUUUGUGGAUAUAGUUGGAAAAUUCCAAAGCUAACUGUUGAUUCCUACCUCCUUUACCUUGACCUUUAACUUCCACUGUUAUUUCUCCACCAAGAAUUAAACAUAUGUUUUUCUUUGAAACAUCAAGGCCAUCAAUAUUAUCUAAACAUUCAUUUACUCCAGGUAUGUCUAAACAUAGCAACUUUUCCUUCAAACUGUUUUUACUUAAAUCCUUUAAAAUAAAAUCACAAAAUAUUUUUGACAGUUUAACAUAUUUUUGAGCUAUAUCUCUGACAUUACCAGUCACUAUAUUUGUUAGAGCUAUUGAUGAAAAGUCCAUAGCUUUGCAUUCAUUUACUGCUGCAUUGAUGCUGAGUUUGUUAGAACCAAUAAUAAGGUUUUUGACUUUAUGAUUUGGGAAUAAUUUAUGAUCUUCAACAUUUUUCAAUAUUAUUUUAGUUGAGUUUGGCAGUUGGUCAUACAGAUUAUAUUUUUUUAUGAUGUCUAUUGCUGCAUUUGGAUGGUCUUUAUUUUCAGAAGUUGGCCCACUAGCUAUCAUAUCCAAUGGAUCUCCAACAAUAUCAGAUAAUAUUAAGGAUAUAACAUCUGCUGGCUGAGCCAUAAUUGCUAAUUGACCACCUUUAAUUUGUGAAAGCUUUUUCCUUACUGUGUUUAAUUCAGUAAUAUCUGCUCCUGCAUUUGCUAACAACUUAAUAACAUCAGUUUUAUCUUCCAAUGUCAUUGGUUCUUUUGGUAAUGGUAAUAAUGCAGAACCACCUCCUGAUAUUAAAACUAUAAGAAUAUCAGUAUCACUUAGUUGACUUAUCAUUGUUUUUACUUUUAUUGCUGUUGCUUGUGCAUUUGCAUCAGGUAAAUUAUUUCUAGCUCCUUCAUAAUACAUAACAUUUCCAUUUCUAGCAUUAUAAUGUAAACUUCCUGUAGGGAUGCUGAUGAUACCUUGCUUUAUUUUAGGACCCAAUAUUUGGUCAACUUUUAAAGCCAUGUCUUGUACCGCUUUACCUGUACCUACUAGAUAGACAUUUCUAUUCAGUAAACUAACACUUAUUCCAUCAAUAUUUAACUCUUUACUGUUAUGAUUGUAUUUCACUGUAUCUUUCAUUAUAUUCUCAGGAAGUACGGCGGAUACGCUUGAUUUAAAUAUGCGUAUUAAAUUAAAUACUGUACUUUUAGCCAUCGUAAAUAACCGUGGCAUCAAUCCAAUUAAUGAUAAGCACAGCUGAUAAGAUAGAAAAAAAAAAACAAUAUCAUUUAUCAGCAGCACGGUUAUCUGUGGUCAGUCC
Messenger RNA from Diatraea saccharalis (sugarcane borer), 2454 nucleotides. The record is from the annotation of a GenBank genome assembly. NCBI's taxonomy places the organism in Eukaryota, Metazoa, Arthropoda, Insecta, Lepidoptera, Crambidae.